Messenger RNA from Talaromyces proteolyticus, 1854 nucleotides. Its product is annotated as prephenate dehydrogenase. Gene Ontology annotation, molecular function: prephenate dehydrogenase (NAD+) activity; prephenate dehydrogenase (NADP+) activity; NAD+ binding. Bases 399 to 1637 code for a protein of 412 amino acids. The transcript has 7 exons. NCBI's taxonomy places the organism in Eukaryota, Fungi, Ascomycota, Eurotiomycetes, Eurotiales, Trichocomaceae. Gene Ontology annotation, biological process: L-tyrosine biosynthetic process. The record is from RefSeq and is a predicted model, not a curated record.
GAAUCUGUCGGCCCGGACGAGCUAGCGCAGUCCUAUAUUUCACGUAGUGAUUUUUUGUCGCUUCUUCUUCUCAGGUUGCUCUUGCUCUUGCUCUUGCUCUUGAUUCUCACACUAGAGCUCAAGAAUCUCUAUCUGCAAUAGCAGGCAGUAUAGCUUCUUGUCAUGAGGUUUAUAUUUGCGUAAUCUGAUCGAGAUAGCGCGCAAGCACGCCGCUCGCUUUCAACUGUUUGACUCAUCCGUUCCGUGUUACAAGUCGCCGAUAUGGUCCUCUCCAAGGAAAAUGCCUCCAUUGGCAUUAUUGGGAUGGGCGACAUGGGCAAGAUGUAUGCUCAGAGGCUUAGUCAAGCUGGUUGGAGGUAAUUAUCCGUAGCUUUUGUGGUUUUCGCUUCUGUGUGGCCAUGUGCUGUAUCUGCCAAUUCAGGAUAAAUGCUUGUGACAAGCCGGAUAACUACAACUCACUCAAAGAGGAAUUUGCAUUAGACCAAGGUAUUACUAUAUUACCGAAUGGACAUUUGGUCUCGCGAGUCAGCGACUACAUUAUUUACAGCGUAGAGGCGGCAUAUAUCGAUCGAAUAGUUGCUGAAUAUGGCCCUUCUACCAAAGUCGGCGCAAUCGUCGGCGGUCAGACCUCCUGCAAGUCCCCGGAACUUGAGGCUUUUGAUAAGCAUCUGCCUCCGGAUGUAGAGAUUAUUUCGUGCCAUUCGUUACACGGGCCGAAAGUGAACCCAAAGGGUCAACCAUUGGUCCUGAUUCAGCACCGAGCCUCUGACGCGAGCAUGCGCUUCGUUGAGGAUGUGUUUUCCUCUUUCGAGUCCAAGUAUGUUCACAUCAGUGGCGAAGUGCAUGAUCGUAUCACGGCGGAUACCCAGGCGGUGACACACGCCGCUUUCUUGAGUAUGGGCACUGCGUGGUACUCUAACAACCAAUUUCCAUGGGAAAUUGCGCGAUGGCUGGGUGGUAUCGAGAACGUUAAGAUUAAUAUCACCCUACGUAUCUAUGCGAACAAGUGGCAUGUUUACGCUGGGCUUGCCAUUCUCAAUCCUGCCGCCAAAAAGCAGAUUCGGCAGUAUGCGGAGUCGGUCACGGAGUUGUAUAAGUUGAUGCUGGAAGGUCGACGAGAGGAGUUGAAGAACAGAGUCAAGACAGCCGGCCAGGCUGUCUUCAAGUCAGAUACUAAACAACAAGACCUUCUUCUGAGAGAUGAAGUGCUUGACCGUUUCUCAUUGUCGCAGGGCUCUCGAGAAGAAGCCCCCCCAAACAACCAUCUCAGUCUGUUGGCCAUAGUAGACUGUUGGUCUAAACUCGGCAUUGUGCCAUACGAUCACAUGAUCUGCUCAACCCCACUCUUCCGUCUUUGGUUAGGUGUGACAGAAUACCUCUUUCGCAACCCCGAACUUCUCGACGAAGUACUGGAUAUAGCCAUCGAUGACCACACAUUCCGCUCAGAUGACCUCGAGUUCACGUUUGCGGCAAGAGCUUGGUCGGAUUGUGUGUCUUUCGGCGAUUUUGAAUCCUACCGCGACCGGUUUGAGCGCAUCCAGAAUUAUUUCUCGCCACGGUUCCCGGAUGCCGUCAAACUUGGUAAUGAAAUGAUGAAAACGAUAUUGGAAAAGACGAGUAACGAGCCGAGUGGAUGAAUGUGGAACCUCCAGAAAGCUAGCUCUAAGCUGUGAUAGGAUCAAGCUAUCGUGAGAUCAUUAAUUAUCAAGAGAACGAAAGAUCACCAGGCUAUUCAGGCUGAGGCGAUCGCAAUUUGUUACGACACCAGACUAAAACAGAAGAAUCCAUCCUUUAGUCAUUCUAGGCUGGUAAAGCGUUCCACGGCAUCAAUGAAUGGCGAAUAGAUAAUAGACU